Messenger RNA from Rhododendron vialii, 2663 nucleotides. Its product is annotated as putative receptor protein kinase ZmPK1. Bases 7 to 2430 code for a protein of 807 amino acids. The record is from RefSeq and is a predicted model, not a curated record. Gene Ontology annotation, biological process: recognition of pollen; protein phosphorylation. The transcript has 3 exons. NCBI's taxonomy places the organism in Eukaryota, Viridiplantae, Streptophyta, Magnoliopsida, Ericales, Ericaceae. Gene Ontology annotation, molecular function: protein serine/threonine kinase activity; ATP binding.
CCACACAUGGAUUUCUCACUCUGUUUCUUCCUAAUCCUCUCUCUGUUCUUCACUCCAUCUUCUUCAACCCCACCUUCCUCUAUAUCCGAAGGCUCGUCUCUCUCCGUGGAUCGACCAAACGACGUUCUAACUUCACCGAACGGCGUUUUCACUUCUGGGUUUUACCCAGUUGGAGACAACGCGUUCAUCUAUGCCGUGUGGUUCGCCAAGUCGUUUGAUCGCACUGUUGUUUGGACGGCCAAUCGAGACCAACCCGUUAACGGGAAAGGCUCAAAGCUUUUGUUACAGAAAGGCGGUGAACUCAUGUUAACCGACGCCGGUAAAAAUACCGUCUGGACCGCCGCCACCACCACUUCAACCUCAGUGCAAUUAAGUCUUAAAGAUACAGGUAAUCUUGUUCUUAGCACCAGUUCAAAUACUAGUCCCAUUCUUUGGCAGAGCUUUGAUUCACCCACAAACACCCUCCUCCCUCACCAACUUUUCACCAGAUACACAACCCUAAUCUCAUCGCGAAGCGAAAAAAACUACUCAUCCGGUUUCUACAAGCUCUUUUUCGACAACAACAACGUCCUGGAGCUCCUUUACAGUGGCCCGGAAGUUUCCAGCAUUUACUGGCCUGACCCGUGGCUCAUGGUAUGGGAUACCGGCAGAACAACCUACAACAGUAGCAAAGUUGCAGUCUUCAAUUCGUCGGGUCAUUUUAGAUCGUCCGAUAACUUGGAAUUCAAGUCAUCUGAUUCUGGUUUGGGACCCAAAAGAAGAUUGACCCUUGAUACUGAUGGCAACCUUAGGUUAUAUAGCUUAAAUGAGAUGACUGGUAAUUGGACUAUAACAUGGCAAGCUACGUCGGAUCCUUGCCGGGUUCAUGGGAUUUGCGGUCCCAACAGUAUUUGUAGUUACGGGUCGGGUGCUGGCAGGGGAUGCUUUUGUGUUCCGGGGUACAGGAUUAGGAAUUCGAGCGAUUGGUCUUACGGGUGUGAACUAGACCAGGGUUAUUAUCUUUCUGGAGACGAUCAGACGGUCGAUUUUGUCUCGAUGGGGUACUUAGAAUUGUACGGGUACGAGUACGACGUCUUUAAAAAUCAUACCCUGAAAAGUUGCAAGGAAAAAUGCUUGAAUUCAGCAAUAUGCAAAGGGUUCUUGUUCAAAUUUGAAGAAGGUGUGUAUAACUGUUAUGCCAAGUCACAGUUGCUUAAUGGGAAAAGUUCCCCGAAUUUACUCGGAACACUCUAUGUGAAACUAAAUGUUUCUGUGAAAGAUAAUAGUUUCAAACCCUCUGUUAAACAAAUCCAAUUGAAUUGCUCGGGCGGGGAUCCUGUCAUGUUGAAUCGAACUUACGAAACCAAAGGCGGAAGCAAGUUUUUGGAAUUUUUGGCUUGGUUUGCCGUGGGGGUAGGAGUUGUUGAGAUGCUCUGUGUGUUUACGCUAUGUUUUUUCGUGUCUCGGGCACCCAAGGAUUCCGGUCCUGGCGCACAAGGGUAUUUCCUGGCUGCAACCACAUUUAGAAAAUUCAGUUUCUCUGAGAUAAAGAAAGCAACCCGAGGUUUCAAAGAAGAGAUCGGAAGAGGAGGAUAUGGAGUUGUUUACAAAGGAACAUUGCUUGAUGAUCGAGUUGCAGCAAUUAAACGGCUGAACGACGCUAAAGAAGGUGAAGCCGAGUUUCUAGCAGAGGUAAGCACCAUUGGAAGGAUUAACCACAUGAACCUGAUUGAGAUGUGGGGGUAUUGCGUCGAGGGAAAGCAUAGGCUUCUAGUAUCCGAGUAUAUGGAGCACGGGUCUCUGGCAGAUAAUUUGAAUUCCUGCACACUUGACUCUGAGAAGAGGUUCAGUAUUGCAGUUGGGAUUGCAAAAGGCUUGGCUUAUUUGCACGAAGAGUGUCUGGAGUGGGUUCUACAUUGUGACAUAAAGCCUCAGAAUAUACUUUUAGACUCAAAUUACCAACCAAAGGUAGCAGAUUUUGGCUUGUCCAAGUUACUAAACAGGGGUGAGGGUAGCAAUACGAUUUUUUCAAAGAUGAGGGGAACAAGAGGUUACAUGGCUCCCGAGUGGGUUUUCAACCUCCCAAUCACCUCCAAAGUCGAUGUUUACAGCUACGGGAUUGUUGUGCUGGAGAUGAUCACGGGAAGGAGUUCAGUGGGGUUCCAGUAUACCGCGAUUGACGGUGGGGGGCUGGUAACUUGGAUGAGGAAGAUGCAGCAGGGUGCUGUUAAUUCAAAGGCAUUGAUAAAAGAAAUCAUAGACCCGACUUUGAUCGACGGAUAUGACAUGGGCAAGAUGGAAACUCUGGUUCGAGUUGCGAUGCAGUGUGUGGAGAAAGACAAAGAUGCCAGACCUACAAUGAGAAAGGUGGUAGAGAUGCUUUUGCGCCAUGAAGACGAGGAUAGCUGUGACAAUGGUGCUGAGGUAAAAGACUUUGUUCCAUUCCAGUAAUCCUUAUUCCAGCUAAAGUCUUGUAGAAGCGGUAGUCAGCGGCUGAUAAAAAAAAGAAAAGAAAAAGAAAAAAGAAAAGAAAAGAAGCGGUAGUCAGCGCGAUGCACCUGAAUUUAUGAACUUAGUAGAGAAAAACAGAUACAGCAUAUUUGAAUACUGAUCUCUAGGUAAUGAUAUUUCCUAAGCAUGGAUAAAUGAACUGCCUAGUCUGAAAUAAAAUUAAGAUUCUUAUC